This is a messenger RNA of Medicago truncatula (barrel medic), 2101 nucleotides long. RefSeq names its product protein indeterminate-domain 5, chloroplastic. The transcript is spliced from 4 exons. NCBI's taxonomy places the organism in Eukaryota, Viridiplantae, Streptophyta, Magnoliopsida, Fabales, Fabaceae. The record is from RefSeq and is a predicted model, not a curated record. Gene Ontology annotation, cellular component: nucleus. Gene Ontology annotation, molecular function: DNA-binding transcription factor activity. The coding region runs from base 291 to 1868 and encodes 525 amino acids.
AAGGAAGAGACAAAAUAGUGUAAAGAGAAAGAGAUAUGGGUAUUUGUAUGGGUGGACAAGUAUGUUGAGUAGUAUUAUUUAUGUAGAAAAAACAUCAAAUGAUUGAGGAAUAAAAAGAGAGGUGUAGCAAAUUUUUUACUCAUAAGUUUAUUGUUUUCUUCUCUUUUAUCUAAGGAUUGUUGCUGUCUCCUUAGAUACAAAUUCUUCUUGGUGUUUUCUGGGUUUAUUCUCAAAAGCUUUUUUCAAAGAGACAAGAAAGCAAGGAAAAUUCAGAUUUGCAUCAAGAAAACAUGGCUGCUGCUUCAUCAUCUACACCUUUCUUGGAAAUCAGACAAGAAAAUCAAAGUCAGAUUACUCAACAACAUCAAUCUUCCACAGAUGCUUCAUCAACUGCUGCUCAACCUUUAGUUCCUCAGAAAAAAAGAAGAAAUCAACCUGGAACACCAUAUCCAGAUGCAGAGGUGAUAGCACUAUCUCCAAAGACCCUAAUGGCAACAAACAGAUUUGUAUGUGAAGUGUGUCAAAAAGGGUUUCAAAGGGAGCAAAAUUUACAACUACAUAGAAGAGGACACAAUUUGCCUUGGAAGCUAAAGCAAAAGAGUAACAAAGAGCCAAAGAGAAAGGUUUAUUUGUGUCCAGAACCAACAUGUGUUCACCAUGACCCUUCAAGGGCUCUUGGUGACCUCACUGGAAUUAAGAAGCACUUUUCUAGAAAGCAUGGUGAGAAAAAGUGGAAAUGUGAAAAGUGUUCUAAGAAAUAUGCUGUUCAAUCUGAUUGGAAAGCUCAUUCUAAGACUUGUGGUACUAGGGAGUAUAGAUGUGACUGUGGCACUCUCUUCUCAAGGCGUGAUAGUUUCAUCACUCAUAGAGCAUUUUGUGAUGCACUAGCACAUGAAAAUGCAAGACACCCUUCAAACAUGAACCCUUUGGCAACUCAUCUAUUUUCCACAAACCACAUGAGUUUAGGUCUAUCCCAAAUAAGCACCCAACAAGGAGCCACAAACAACAACAUAUUAAGCCUAGGUAACAUUCCUUGUACACCAAAAUAUGAACAUCAUUUAAUCUCACCUUUACAUCAAUCUUCAUCAUCAUCAUUUGGUCAACAACAACAACAACAAUCAAUGUCUUCCUCACCUUUCUUCAUCACUGAUCCAAAUCAAACUUUCCAACAAGACCUUCAUCAAGGACAAUUCUCAAACAAACAACUUCAUCUUCAUCAUGGUCUCAUGCAACUUCCUGAUCUUCAAGGAAAUACCAAUAACAACACAACUUCUUCGUCGGUAUCGCCUUUUAACCUAAGCUUCUUUCCAAAUACCAAUGGUAACAACACAAUGCAUGAUCAAUUCAACAACAUAAGUGAAUCUCAUCAUCAUCAACAUCAUGAAGGUUUUUCUUCACUCUUUGGUAAUUCAUCAAUGCAACAACAAGAGAACAUGUUGUCUUCGCCACACAUGUCGGCAACUGCAUUGCUUCAAAAAGCUGCUCAAAUUGGUUCAACAACAACAACUAUCAACAAUAACAAUGGUGUAGAAUCUGAUGAACAACAUCAACAUCUACAUGGAUUGAUGAACUCUCUUGGGAAUGGAAACACUUCAAUAUAUGAUAACAAUAACCUUGGUCAGUUUCACAAUGUUGAGGAUGAGAAUAAAAAGAUGUCAUCGUCACAACAAAGUCUAGUUGGUAAUUUGUGCUUUGGAGGAUCAGAUAAAUUGACUUUGGAUUUUCUUGGUGUUGGAGGAAUGGUGAGAAAUAUGAAUACUACAAGUGGUGGAGGAUUUUCACAAAGAGAACAGCAACUACACUCCAUGAGUGCAAUGAACAACAUGGAUCCUAAAUUGGAAUCAACACAAGGAAAUCAACCUUUUUGAAGAUCAACAAUGGAAAAAGCUGUUGGGUGAUGAUAUAAAUUAAAUAGGAAGCAAAAAAAAAAGUUUAUCAACAUUUUACAUGUUCUAGUUUAUGACCUCAAAAACAAUGCCCUAGUUUUAAACUUUUUUUUUUUUUUACUUUUCUUUUGUAAUUGACAAUUGGUAUUUUAGUUUAUGAAUUCUAAAAUGUGCAAUGUAUGUGCCAUCAAGACAUGAAAAACCUUCGAGCUCAA